This is a messenger RNA of Limulus polyphemus (Atlantic horseshoe crab), 4090 nucleotides long. RefSeq names its product growth arrest-specific protein 2-like. The record is from RefSeq and is a predicted model, not a curated record. Bases 200 to 1321 code for a protein of 373 amino acids. Gene Ontology annotation, cellular component: actin filament. Gene Ontology annotation, molecular function: actin filament binding; cytoskeletal adaptor activity; microtubule binding. NCBI's taxonomy places the organism in Eukaryota, Metazoa, Arthropoda, Merostomata, Xiphosura, Limulidae. The transcript is spliced from 7 exons. Gene Ontology annotation, biological process: actin crosslink formation.
GGGAGUUGUUGUAGUAAAAGUGUCAGACGUAGAGGAAUAGUGGACUUUGUGGAAUUAAAUCCCAGUGUUAUACAGUGCAAUCAACCUUUUACGCUUUCAACCUGAUAGACUGUGAGUUCAACGAAAAAGUAUCGCAGAUGAUCUGCAGAAGAAAAAUAAGUAGACUCUAGCGGUCAAUGUAGAUGGCAGGAAUAGGAACAUGUCGAAACAGCUAAUAUGGGAUGAUGUCCAACUACAAAUAGCCCGAAGACAGGAGGAAAAUUUAAUUCCCUUGAAAGAGGAUUUGGCUGAAUGGAUUGACAGAACGUUAAAUAUUGACAUUAUCACUGUAGAAAAUUUCAUGAAUGCCCUUGACAAUGGUGUGAUCAUCUGCAAACUUUCAAAGUUAAUUCAGAAGAAAGCAGAAAACUAUCGUCAAGAAGGUUUAACCUCAGAGGUUGUCCCUACAGUGUCGUUUAAGUGUUGGGAAAACGCACGGUCUGCGUCUUUUUUUGCACGAGAAAAUGCUGAAAACUUCCUCAAUUGGUGUCGUAGGUUUGGUGUACAUGAAGCAGUCUUGUUUGAAUCAGAGGGACUAGUACUACACACUCAACCUCGUACAGUGGUACUAUGUCUUCUGGAGUUAGGAAGAAUAGCUGCAAAGUUUGGUAUUGAACCACCAGGCCUUGUGAAGCUGGAAAAGGAAAUAGACGAACGAGAGUCCUCUGGAUCAACAUUAGCUUCAGACUCGGGAUCCAUUUCCCCAUCUUACUCUCCAGUUCCGAUGUCUACAACGGAAGAAUUUUCCCCGUCUUUACCUCAAACUCCCGUGUGUACACGAGCAGAUUCCCCAAUAUCUGUGGCGAGUGUUGCCAGCCAAGAUUCGACUACAGCGCCCUCACCACCAAGUACACUCCAAUUCAACGGAACACCCACAAAACCUAGAACAAAAUCUUCAGAUUUAGAUAAGAAGGUAAUGCAGAUUGCUGAUGAUGUGUUAGAGGACAAAACCCAGAUCAAGAGAAUUUCUGAAGGUCGCUAUAGCAUUGCUGGGAAAAAUGUUUUCGUCAGACUAUUAAAAGGUCGUCAUGUGAUGGUCCGGGUAGGAGGAGGCUGGGACACCUUGGAGCAUUUUUUGUCUCGUCAUCACGUGAGUGACCCUUGUCAGGUGAAGAUCAUUGACAGAAAACCUUCGUGGUCAGACUUUCAUUCAAGCCCAUCAACGCCAUUAUCCAACAGUAGUGACUCCGAGAGCUUUCUUCACAUCAGAGCCAAGUACAGGAAUUCUCUUUCAAACAUUUCUGCAUCUUCAAAAUAUAAACAGAAAUCACUGGACAGUUAAUUACCAUUGUCAUCAACAGAACAAAGUAUUUAGAACACAGAAACUUUCGUACCAAAGUGGUAAUUUGAUGGUAAUUGAUACGUUUUAAACACCAACUGAUUUGUUUGGUGUCAUUUAAAGUCCCAGAAAGAACAAACCUGAAUAUGUUUAAAAACAUAUUUGUGAAGGUCCAUUUCUGUUUAUAGAUAUAUUUAAAUAAGAUGGUGUGAUUGAAAAAUAUUUCAGUUAAAUCUUUUUAAUUAUGUGAAUGGAACGUAGACACUCCAGAAAAUAAUUUUGCAUUUAAAAGUUUUAUUUAUUUUACGUUGAAAUUUAAAGUUAUGAAUAGGUCAUCAAAUAAGGUAAGAUUUUUAGUGAAUGGAAAAGGGUCCAAUUUUCUUUCAAUUUUAAAAAGUGUGAAGCCUUGAUUAUUCCAAACAUGCUCAACGUGAACGGUGUGAAACUAAGUGAGUUAAUUAAGAUAUAAGGCAUUGUUAUCAAUUAAACAAUACCAUUGUAGUAGAAGUGAAGUUAACUCUUUAAUGUUGGGAAGAGAAGACAAAAUAUCUUUUGUUUUAUGAUUCGUAAUUUUAUGAUAGUCCUAAAAAUUAACAUGUUUCCCAUAAAUAAUAAGAAACUCUAGUCAAUAUAACUGAGUGCUGGGAACAAAAAUUAACUACAUAACGUUUGAUAGGUUAGAUUUAUUAAUUUUCUUCUUUUCACAGACAGUCGAUCUAAGAUGUUAUCUAGCGUUAAAUAAUGUCAAGCCAUUAAUUAAUUUUGGUUUUAACUUGUGACGUUAAGACGUAAAUGAGGUUUCUAUUCUAGUAACUUAGUUUUUAUAACAAUCAUUAAUAGCUAAAUCUGUAUUUUUGAUGCUUGGUGUGUGUGUGUGUGUAUGUGUUUGAUUAGAAGUUUGUUUGCAAUAUUCAACAUUAUACCCUAACUCAUCCAGAGAAAUUGUUUAUGGUGGUUGUUUUCAUUUAGGAAGAAAUACCUUUGAUUUCUGUGAUUAUGUGUAUAACAUGUGAAAGCGCUAAAGCCUAACUUGCUUCGUAUUUUUAGGCUUUCGGUUUAUGUAAAGCAUUAUAGUACAAAUUAUGAAAAAAGUUUGUUCAGCGUAUACUUACACGUAUCAUAACGAGUCCAAUGACUUUUUUUUAAAGACUUUUACUUUUAAAAGGACAAAUAAUUUAUUUCCCCUGAUGGUUACAUUUAGGUAGUAAAAUAUGGAUAUUUAGUUAAAUGAAUGGAACUUAUUUAUAAGUAUUUGACUAUAGGUUCAGCCAGUUAUUUUUAAAAAGUUAUUUUCAAUAGAAAAGAAAAAUUACUAAAUGUUAUCAAUUUUUUAAAACAAUUAACUACUCAAAGUCUUCCUGUUUUAAAUUGUAUACCCAAACUCACCAUAAAAUCUUGAUUGUUUUGAAGACGUCUCUAAAUUAACCACUUUAUUAUUAUAUUGAAUUAUUUGCUCAAUAUUUCAACUGGAAAACUUUUUAGAGCUGAAAAAAAAAAGUUUUUUUAAUCUCUUUUUUUUUAUCUUUAAUCACAAUACAUACAUUUUAUCUUUGAUCUCCUUUCCUUGGGUUUACUUACACGUUAAUCUAAAACGUACUUUCCAUUUGGUUUAUCAAGAAACAGUAAUUACAAAAUAGAAAUGAUGAAACAUUACCACGAAUGGGGAACUUGACGUUUUAAUGACGGUAUUGUAUCUCACCCUGUAUAUGUAGUUACAAUAGCCAUAAAAAUGCUAAGAACAACUUAGUUGCAACGUGCAUUAGUUGGUUAAAUAUUAUAUGAGUUCUAAAAGUUUAAAGAAAGGCUUAGACAUUUGUUUUUAUGAAGGUUUUUCUGAGGACAUCUCGUUUGGUCUGAAAGCUGACUGUGGAUAUUUCUGAUGGUCAGACACUUUAUUAACCAUUUUCAAUAAAUGAUACGUGUAAGAGCCUACCAUUUAACAACAUAGUGGUCAUUGUAACUUUCUUGCAAACGAAAGUAACAUUGAUAUUUGUAUCAAUAAUUACAAUGUCAAAAAAAUGAAACAAUCACCUCGUUUCGACUUUAAACUAAAGAGCAAUAUACGACGUAUUAAAUCAUACUGAAUUAUAAUGUUCAUACCUUGAUCAAGUGACAGAUGCAGUUAAUAGUUGGUAAAUAGUGAAUUUAUUGCAUGAGUUAGUUUCAUUAGUUUUCUCAAACUCAACUUUUGUUGCAAACCACUGUGACUAGUAACUAAUUCAAAAGAUUACUGGUGCUCUAAGUUCAAGUCUUUCUCCUUCUCUAAAUAUGUCAGUUAAUAAACCAAUAGAUCAGAAGUUUGUCUCUCAUCAACUGCCAAAAAAAAUAUAUACUAAGUUGGUAUAAUUAUUUAUUAUAUUUAGGAAUGUCUUGAAAAUUGGGUUUCCCUCUUUCUCCUCAAUCAAUAAAACAAAAAUAUCGAUAUAUAUAUAUAAUUGUAAAAUCCCGGAAUCCACUUUUCAAAUUAGUGGUGGAAAAACGAAAGGAUAUCAUCAGCAUUUUCGAAUGUUCACAAAAAUGACCAAUUGUCAUCAAGUUUGACAUGGAUCGUUUUAAACAUAAACACGUAAGACAGCAUAACAAUUUUAUAUUUAAUACAAUUUGGAAAACUACCAUGAUUUAAUUUACAUCCUGUAUUUUAACAUGUACGUACUUUCUAUUCGAAUGUAGUAAUUACACAAGUUUCCUCUGUUUGAUGAUUAACACAUAGAUAAAUUGAGCUAUUACUUAAUUUCAAUCUUUAAAGUAAACAUUUCAGUAUUUAUCAAUAUU